Messenger RNA from Serpula lacrymans var. lacrymans S7.9, 689 nucleotides. RefSeq lists its product as uncharacterized. The annotation marks the transcript as partial. The transcript has 3 exons. The record is from RefSeq and is a predicted model, not a curated record. Lineage: Eukaryota; Fungi; Basidiomycota; Agaricomycetes; Boletales; Serpulaceae.
GGAUCAACUAUAUUAUCCGUAGCGUUCAUUCUAUACACCACUAUAGGAUCAAUACAAACCUCGAACGAAGCCGGGGGAUAUCCCCAAAGCCACUGGCCUUCACAUAUUAGAGGGGGCAUCUAGGGAGUUUGGACGGUUGUCAUGUCUUCGGCACGAACAGUUAUGAACCUGGAGGACGUGAUGAAUGAAGAGCAAAGGACAAGCGAAUGUGAAACAUUCAAUCCACUGGGAGACGCAUCCGAUUCAUCAUCGCCUCCGCCCACCUCCAUAUCUAGUCACACACAGACAACUAAUACAAGCAACACAACACCACCCUCGACUCCUCCGAGAGGCCGUUCAGCCUCCCGUUAUCCCUCAUCUCUCGGGCGCGUUCCUCUACAUCGUCGAGGCACAUCAAAGACAUACGAACGAUUGGAGGAUCUACUGCGUGAAGCUGGAUAUAAAGAAACGCGCGUAUUCACUCCAGAGGCUGAACGCCUAGAAUCUGAGUGUGCCAACCGGGAACGCGGUGCAAGCGGCACCGUGAGAGGUGGUGUAGGUGCUGUUGUAGGAUUCAUAGCAGGUCUUGUGAGCAGGAAUACCAGUCUCGCACGGGAAGCAAUAUCGCCCCCUUCACAAGCUCGAGAUGCACAAGAUUGGUCACCUCCCCCACAUAACGGCAGGCAUUUGAAUAUACACUCCCCUGCGGC